Messenger RNA from Fonsecaea nubica, 582 nucleotides. RefSeq lists its product as hypothetical. Lineage: Eukaryota; Fungi; Ascomycota; Eurotiomycetes; Chaetothyriales; Herpotrichiellaceae. Bases 1 to 582 code for a protein of 193 amino acids. Gene Ontology annotation, molecular function: ATP binding; protein kinase activity. Gene Ontology annotation, biological process: protein phosphorylation. The transcript has a single exon. The record is from RefSeq and is a predicted model, not a curated record.
AUGAGAAUGCUCGAACAGCAGAAACGCAGCGCAAUGAAACCGCAUAUGCCCGACAAAGCCUCGCUUGAGGCUGACAAGAUGGAAUUACUGGCAGUAGGGACCAGCGCAGCGGUCUACGCGCUCAAUGACACCCGCGUGCUCAAAAGGUACCCGUCGGCAAACGAAGCAUUUCAAAGAGAAACACUCGUUUACGAGCGCCUUGGCCAGCAUGACGAUAUCGCACGACUUUUCGGAACCACCACAACCGGCAUCGUGCUCAAGCGAGGAGAAUUUCUGCGCAAAGUGCUACAGAGUCGAAUACCGGGCGACCACGACGCGGGGAACUUGAGCUGGGCGAUCCAAGCGGCCGAAGGCCUCCUUCUCAUGCACUCGAGAAACGUGGUUGAUGCUGAUGUCGGACCGCACAAUCUGAUCCUGGUGGACUCGACGUGGAUCAAGUGGAUCGACUUUGAGGGCAGCGGAAUCGAUGAUCAACCAGCGAGAGCUUCUUACGACAUCCAUUACUGGCGUCCAACGGAAGGAGAUGCGUCGUUCACCACAGACGUCUUUGCCUUUGGAUGCCUUCUCCUCGAGAUUGAGUAG